Molecule: messenger RNA, 5212 nt
Organism: Esox lucius (northern pike)
Lineage: Eukaryota; Metazoa; Chordata; Actinopteri; Esociformes; Esocidae
Gene: lzts3b
Product: leucine zipper, putative tumor suppressor family member 3b
Exons: 9
Coding region: 331-3051 (906 amino acids)
Biological process (GO): regulation of dendritic spine morphogenesis
Cellular component (GO): dendritic spine
Source: RefSeq, a predicted model, not a curated record
ACAGUGGCUAUCGAGUUGUGAAAGUUAGUUAGCUAGCUAGCUAGCUAGCUUCUUAUCUUGAGUUGUGGCUCAGACAAUGGCUACUUUUAUAUGAAUGUGACAGACACUGACAUUUCAACAAAAACAUGCGCAUAGACACAGCCAGUUAUUAUUCCCUAACCUCACUAGCUAGUUUGAUACUCUGAACGUGCAGGACGUUGCUUCUCUGAUGAUCAUGCGAUAGUAAAUGUGUACGCCUCCAGUGCCUCCUUUAGUCCAUGAUGACCCACACUGCUUCCUAGUAUGUGAGGCGGAAUGACUCUAUUUCCCCCCUGACCCCUGAACCCCAUCAUGGGCAGUGUGGGUAGCGGAGUGGCUGGGGAGCAGGAGUUUGCCAUGAAGUCCGUGGGCACUAGGACCACCCUGCCCCGUGCCCCGCCCCUGUCUCGCCGUUGCCCCGCCGACCGCAGCUGCAGUGCCGAUCGGCUCCCCCCGCCCCCAACAGCGGCCUCGGAGGAGACCGCGUCUAGUGACGAACGAGGAAGUGUCAGUAUUGGGACCGGGACUGGAACCGGGACUUGUGCUGGUACAGAGCGGCCCCUGGACUCUGACAUGGACCGCAUCACCACAACGGCGUCCAACUGCGUCCGGGGGGAAACCGGGGUGGGAUAUGGUAACGGAGCAGGAAGAAGGGAGCGGGAGAGGGAGCGGGAGAGUCGAGGGAGGGAUAGAGAGAAUCGGGAGAGGGAGACUAGAGAGUGGGAGAGAGAGUCAAGGGGAGGGAUGGGGAGUCUGAAUGGAAGCGGUAACAUCGGGGGGAACGACAGCGGGCCUGGAAUGACACCCCGACAACACAGAGACACAGGAGGGACUAAACCAGAAAGCCACAAAAACCCACCGAACCCUAACCCACCCAAAAUCCUGCCCGUCUCUGGAAAACUGGAGCAGAACAACUCUGGCUUAGUUCGACCUUCUGCCUUCAAACCAGUGGUUCCCAAAAGCUUUCACUCCAUGCAGAACCUUGUUGGCCAAACCAGCGUGGCUGGAGGCGAGGGUAGGGGAGUGGGGGGGCGCAGAGAAGGAGGAGCGGGGGGUGGUGAACCAGGAGCAGUCCCAGAGGCCCUCCUGCUAGACCAGGACAGCCCAGGAAGAAGCAGCUGCCGGGCGGAGCGAGCCAGAGGGGGUGAAGAGAACGGAGGGGUACAGGGGGGGAUGUCAGAUUCAGGGAGAAACUCCCUGACCAGCCUGCCCACGUACGCAGGCUCCGGGUCGGGCUUUGUGCCCCCAGCGGCCCUGGGGCCUCUCAGUGCUUCCACCAGCCAUAUCAACAUACUGGGGACCAAUGCUGGAGCUGCUGCAACCCUUGAGUUGGAGAAACCAGCUUACCAGAACGGGCUGAGUGCGUCCGACAGUGGACGCUCCUCUUCAGGAAAGAGCUCCUCGUCUUACCAGAGGCUCAGUCACCUUGGGGACACCCCCGCACCCCUACGUCCCUCGCCCUCCUCCGAUGACUUCAUCCAAGACCUGGAGGAUCGGCUCUGGGAGAAGGAGCAAGAGGUGCAGCACAUGCGUCGUAACUUGGACCAGAGUGAGGCGGCCAUCGUCCAAGUGUUUGAGGAGAAGCAGCGCGUGUGGGAGAGACAGAUGGACGAGCUGCGUCAGAACUACGCCUCCCGCUUGCAGCAGGUGACACGGCGUGCCCAGCGUUCCCAGAAUGCCCUGCAGGCUCAGAUCACCCGUCUGUCGCAGGACAAGCGACGCUUGCAGGAAGAGAUGGCUGCCCUGCUAGCCCAGAGAGAGGAGCUGGAGAGAAAAUGUCUAAACUUUAGGAAAGAACAGGCCGAUAUACUGCCACGCCUAGAGGAGACCAAGUGGGAGGUGUGCCAGAAGGCUGGGGAGAUCUCCCUGCUCAAACAGCAGCUGAGGGAGAGCCAGGCCGAGGUGACCCAGCGGGCGGGCGAGAUGGUGUCCCUCCGGGGCCAGCUGAAGGAGGCCAACGCCCAGCUGAGGGACAGGGAGGAGGCAAUGCUGGGCCUCAAGGACUCAUACACCGCCAAGAGCCUGGAACUGGAGCGCUGCCAGGGAGAACUGAGGAGGACCCUGACCGAGGUGUCUAUCCUGAGGGAGAAGCUUAGCGUGUUUGAGGCUGAGGUUCUGGGUCUUAAACGAGCUCUGGGAAAACUGGGCGGAGGAGCUGAUUCCACCAUAACCCAAAACCUAGGAGUGGGGUGUCUAGUCCCCACAUGGGGUGCUCUCUACAGCCCCCAGACCCAUUCAGAGCCCCCGGCUACCCCCCUUACCCCCACCUCGGAUGCCCUGCUCAGCCUCCAGAGCGAUGAGGCAAAAGCCCAGAGGCAAGAGGCGCAGAGACAAGAGAGGCAGCAGCGUGAAGAGGCCCAGUGGCAUGAAAUGCACCCUGAUGCUCACCAGCGCCAGGAGGCUCGACAGCGCCAAGAGGCCCUCCAACGUCAGGAGGCACUCCAGCGCCAGGAGGCCCUCCAGCGCCAGGAGGCCUAUCUCCGUCAAGAGGCCCAUCUCCAACAGGAAGCCCAACUGCGAAAGGAAGCUCAACUUCGUCAGGAGGCCCACCUUCACCAGGAGGCCCAGCAGCGUCAGGAAGCACAGCGAGAGGAGUGGGGAAACCUGCUAGAGCAGCUAGAACAGCUCCAGGGGGCCUUACGUCUAGAACGCCAACAGAGAGAGCGACAGGCCCUCAGUUUCGACCAGGAGCGGAACACCUGGAUUGAGGAGAAGGAGCGCGUGCUGAAAUAUCAAGCGCAGCUUCAGGUCAGUUAUGUUGAGACUCUACAGAAGAAUCUAGUUCUGGAGAAACAGGUGGGACAGCUGGGGGCCAAACUCACCCCCUCCCCCUCCUCCUCAAGCUCCCCUCCCCCAUCACUGACCCUGUCAACCCUCCCUCCCCUGCCCUCAGUCCCGCUCCCCUCCAACAUUGCCCUCACCCUCUCCCUCCCCCCCUGCGAGGACCAGAAAAGCCCCCCUUCCCUCCUCCAGCUGCCCAACCCCUGGGCUGGACCCUCGCGCCUUGAGAGGAUAGAGUCCACGGAGAUCUAGUGAGAAUCCAUUCUACAGAAUAGCUUCAUCCUCAGAUAGGCUACAAAGGCCAUUAAACAUCAGCUGUACCAUUGAGUAUUAUACAGUUCAACUUACAGCAUAGAACUAUAGAUUAAAGAGGAUCCUAUCAAACUACAGCCGAUAACAAUGCAGUGGUGAGGAAAACAUUAUUAUUGUAAAACAUCAACUGACCUGCUGCAUUAAAGAAUGCAAUGUAAAACAUGUUACAAGCAACAUACUGUAUCUGCAUAUUAAAAGUAAACCAAUCCAUGCUUUCCAUGAUAAAGGAUAUAUUGUUUACCAAGCUGUCUUUGGUGGGAAGCAGUGACACAAAAAUUUUAACCAGAUUGGCACCAAAAGUACCAAGACUAGUUAAAAUGCAAAUACUCAUGUUAUUUUUCUGGAAGAUUUUUGAGGGUAGUUUUCCUAACCGCAUGUAUGGUCAUUUGAAAGGGGGUCGUGGGAAACUGGAAACAGAACUUGAUCACAGGAGGAUUUUAGACUUUUUUAGGAGGUGAAUAUUAGUUCAAUUGGUUGUUGGUUGGUUUCAUUUUGGCUAAUUUCCUAAAGUGUCUUGAGAUUAAGUCAACCAUGACUUUAAAUGAUUCAGAUAGUAGCUUCAGGGAUAUUGGAAGACCUGGUGCUUUGGCACUGCGAACUGUCUGCAGUGACUAAAGAUGAACACAAGAGGUCAGCAUUGAUCUGUGUCAGGACUCCCCACCAGCAGAGGAAAUUACUUGAAAAUGGGUUUGUUCUGUAGUCUGAAGUAGAGACACAAUGUCAGUGUCUUUACUCCAAUGUUGUUAUUUGAGAGAAUGAUUUUCAUGAGCAAGAGUCUUGGAAGAGUGUGACGAAAGAGAUGGGUGAGAAAAGUGAUGGAAGACAGGGUUGAAACUGCCUUCAUAUGGAAAAGUAAGCAAGUGAGAGUGUGUUAAUGUAAGAAUCAACGGCUUGGUCCAGUGAGAGGCUGUAAACUAUGCCAUCAAUUUCACCUAUCCAGCCUUUCAAAUCAGCAAGGGUGCAAGAUUCCACAAUAGAAUGCAACCCAAAGAGUUUGAGGACCAAACAAAGGGAAACUCUGGGAGAUUAGCAAUUGAAGCAAAGUCUGUCUUCCUGCUCCUCCAUCUUCCUCUCCGUCGCUACUCAAAAAUGUAUAUGUGGUUGAGGAGAGUCAGCUGGUAGGAACCUCCAACUAUGUUGGCUGAUCCUUCGUGAUUGGAAAAGCCAAUGAAGUUGGAUGUCCCAUCCAGUUGACUACAUUGAAAUGCCCUCAUUGGCAUUACUAAAAAGGUAUUUUGGCCACUAGAGGCCUCUAUCUUUAAUUUCCUUGACAGUUAUAACUUUUUUUUUUAUCCGCCACACCCGCUUUGAGCCAGCUGUUGUUUUCUUGAAUGAGAAAAGCAUGCACAUCUCUAAAAAGUGUAUGGUACCUUUUUACCUUUUAAAUGUAUUGCACACAUUUGUUUGGAUCACCUACACAUUCCUUUGGGGAUUCCACCCAUAAAACAUAAUUUGCCUGAUGAUUUACCAAGUAAAAAAGAAUGCCAUUUCAUACAAACACAUUUAUUAUUAUUUUUUGCAUCUUUCAACAUAAGGUCUUUAAUUAUCAUUGACUGAAUUUCACAGUGUUUUACAGACGAUGGAGGACAGGAGGACAGAAAAAAAAUGUGAGAUUUUCCCACUGUCUUUCCCUAGGUAGGUUUCAGAAUUACUGCACUAUGUUCUGUUAAAGAGAUCAGAGAAAAAGGGGGUUUAUUAAAUAAAUGUGAAUAUUGUGGCUUUUAUGUGUGUAUGUUUAUUCCAGCAUAUAAAAAUGAAGUACUGAGUGUGAAUAUUUUUUCAAAGAUAAUUGUUACUAUUGUUAGUGUAUAUUCUUCUCCUAGUGGAUCGGACAAGUAUUAAAAGCAUAUGUUUACCUUUUUCUGUAUGAAUGCUAGCGUAAAUCUAUUAAAUGGUACUACCACAUUAACCAUAUCCAAAUAUAUUGUUCAUUUUAUUUGAAUGUUGUUUAUAUCAAAGUUAUUGAUGUAUUGUUUUAGAGAGCAAAAUGCCAUCAAUGUUUUUGUACUUAUUUUUCUUGUAUUUAUGUUACUGUAAUGGCUUUACAAAAAUCAUUCCUGGGUGAAAUCCAACCAAAUGAAUAAAGAUGCAAGUAAAUCAA